GAAAACCGUCCGAUCCCAGAACCGGGUGCCAAUGAGGUCCUCCUGCGGAUGCAUUCAGUUGGCAUCUGUGGGUCUGAUGUUCACUACUGGCAGCAUGGUCGAAUUGGGGAUUUUGUCGUGAAGAACCCCACGGUGCUGGGGCACGAAGCUUCUGGGACUGUUGUCAAAGUAGGUUCAGGAGUGACUCAUCUGAAACCAGGUGAUCGAGUGGCCAUCGAGCCUGGCGUCCCAAGAGAAAUGGAUGAGUUCUGCAAAACUGGCCGCUAUAACCUGUCUCCAACCAUCUUCUUCUGCGCCACCCCUCCUGAUGAUGGGAACUUGUGCCACUACUACAAGCACAAUGCCAGCUACUGUUACAAGCUUCCAGAUAAUGUCACCUUUGAAGAAGGAGCCCUUAUUGAGCCCCUUUCAGUGGGAAUCCAUGCCUGCAAAAGGGCAGGAGUCACCCUGGGAAGCAAAGUCUUCGUGUCUGGCUCUGGACCAAUCGGCCUUGUUAAUGUGCUUGUUGCUAAGAUGAUGGGUGCAGCAGCUGUGGUAAUUACAGACUUAUCUGCCUCUCGCCUGCAAAAAGCCAAGGAGGUGGGAGCAGAUUUCACCAUUCAGGUAAAGAACGAGACCCCACAGGAGGUGGCCUCCAAAGUGGAAAGUCUGCUUGGCUGCAUGCCCGAGAUAACUGUGGAGUGUACAGGAGUGCAAGCGUGCAUCCAGGCUGGCAUUUACGCCACUCGUUCUGGUGGGACCUUGGUGCUGGUGGGGCUGGGGCCUGAGAUGGUCGCCGUGCCCAUUGUGAACGCCGCUGUGCGGGAGGUGGAUAUCCGGGGGAUAUUCCGCUACUGUAACACGUGGCCUGUGGCAAUUUCUCUGCUUGCAUCCAAGCAGAUCAACGUCAAGCCCUUGGUUACGCACCGCUUCCCCUUGGAAAAAGCUCUCGAGGCGUUCGAGACCGUCAAGAAGGGCGAGGGGAUCAAAGUCAUGCUGAAGUGUGACCCCACUGACCACAACCCCUGAGAUGCCACAGUGCCCGGCCCUCUCCCC
This is a messenger RNA of Mesitornis unicolor (brown roatelo), 1035 nucleotides long. It is a transcript of the gene SORD, whose product is annotated as sorbitol dehydrogenase. The transcript has 8 exons. The annotation marks the transcript as partial. Gene Ontology annotation, biological process: D-sorbitol catabolic process. The record is from RefSeq and is a predicted model, not a curated record. NCBI's taxonomy places the organism in Eukaryota, Metazoa, Chordata, Aves, Mesitornithiformes, Mesitornithidae. Gene Ontology annotation, molecular function: L-iditol 2-dehydrogenase (NAD+) activity; zinc ion binding.